Plodia interpunctella (Indianmeal moth) is the source of this 2608-nucleotide messenger RNA. RefSeq names its product lipase 1-like. Gene Ontology annotation, molecular function: hydrolase activity, acting on ester bonds. The transcript has a single exon. Bases 838 to 2049 code for a protein of 403 amino acids. Lineage: Eukaryota; Metazoa; Arthropoda; Insecta; Lepidoptera; Pyralidae. Gene Ontology annotation, biological process: lipid metabolic process. The record is from RefSeq and is a predicted model, not a curated record.
UAAUUAUUUACUUACUAAAUUUAAAUAAAUAAGAAAUAGUAAAUUUCUUUGAACUCGUAUGAUAUAGAAGUUGGAGCGAAUUUCUGCCGCGUCUGUAUGCCGUAUGUUCGCGAUGAAAUAAAAAACUACUUUACGGAUUUACUUGCGGUUUUCACUAAUAGAUAGUGUGAUUCCUGUGGAAGGUUUAGGUGUAUAAUUUAUUAUGUUUCUACUCGAGUGAAGCCGGAACCAAAGAAAUAUUAAAACUGCGAAUUUAAUUGUUCAAUAAAAUAAUUGUUCAAAUAUUAUUUAAAUUACUAAGAAUAUAUGUAUAAUACAGCCAAUUAUGUGUACUGGCACUACACUUUAUUGUUCCCAUUUUCGAUUUGGGAUUAGCGUAAAAAUAAUACAAUUUAAGACCUACUGUUCAAACACAUUUAUAUAUCAAAGUACAUAAAUGUGUGCAAAUAAGCAAAUAUCAUUUACUUUUAAUGAUCCAUGAUCCGUGAUGGGCAAGAACGGAAUCCUUUACAUUCAUCAUACAGUCUAUCACAUAUAUUAUAUUCAUCCUACGUUCACGUUUCCACGUAUACCUACUAAUUACAUGGUAUUUUCAAUUGUUUACCUGACGAAGGUAGGUAUGACAAAAGUCUGGUAAAAAUGUGAUCAGUAGUAGGGUUGAUUUUACCUUGCAAGGAACCCUAAAAGAUUAUUUAUCAAUGUGCUGAACAUUUGUUCAAACACCUACUAUGGUUCGUAUAGUAUCUAAAUGUAGCAUAUAAACAAUUUUCAGCACAGAAAACACCGAUACAAUUUUGGAUCCUGCCGCUACACUUAUGUGGAAAUAAAUAACUGAAAAUGUUUUUCUAUAAGUUGCAUAUUACAGUGUUGAUCGUCAAGCUGUUGCUGACCGUGGCUUGCGCUGAAUUUCCCAUGUUCGAUGAAUCUAAAUUGUUACAAAAAGUAUUGCCGCAGCUGCCAACUUUUCCUGAAGUUGCAGAAAAGAACGGUCUUCGCUGUGAAGAGUACAAUAUAACAACUUCAGAUGGCUACAUACUUCGUAUUUUCCGGAUACCGGGAGAUGUUACAAGACCCGUGUUGCUGAUGCAUGGCCUUUUGGAUUCCUCAGACGGUUACAUUAUCAGAGAAGAGGGAUCUAUAGGAAUGAUGCUAGCGCAGGAAGGUUAUGACGUCUGGGUGGGCAACAAUCGGGGCAACAGAUAUUCCAGAAAUCAUGUCACACUCAACCCUGAUAAGGAUGAAUGCUUCUGGAAUUACUCUUUCCACGAAAUGAGUGUUAUCGACCUUCCAGAAAUAAUAGAUUUGGUUCUGGAGAAAACUGGCCAAUCUCAACUGAGCGCUGUCGGUCACUCCCUAGGUAACACAAUUUUUUACGUGCUCGGAUCCAAAAGACCAGAGUACAAUAACAAAAUAAAAGUACUGGUAGCGUUGGCUCCUAUAGCGUAUUUACAGAAUAUGAAAGGUGUGUCCAGUAUUUCGAUGAACUUCGCGACAGAGCUGGAUGUGCUGGCCAAAGAAAUCAAUUAUCAAGAGUACGCCGGUCAUGACUCGGAUUCAACCGUGAUAGCUCGACAGAUCUGCGCCAUUCCAAAGAAAGGGUAUGAGAUAUGUUCCUUUCUGACAUUCAUAGGAGCUGGCUUUGAUGUGCUGCAAUUGGAGCCGGAAUUUCUAACGACGUUGCUCAAUCAUUUCCCUGCUGGAACAUCGAGGAAGACCUUGAUACACUUGGCCCAGCUUGGGAAUAGAAAGGAGUUUGCUGAAUAUGACUAUGGAAAUGACACGAAUUUAGAAUUAUAUGGCUCUGUCAAUCCUCCUCCGUAUAACCUAAGUAAAGUGACAUUUGACGUGGUCAUGUACUGUGGAGCCAACGACCUCGUUUCCACUCUUGAGGACGUGAGCAUCCUGGAGUCACAACUCCCUAAUGUCGUCAAACGAGAGGUCAUAGACUACCCUUUAUGGAAUCAUUUGGAUCACUUAUACGGGAGCUUAAUACCAGAAAUAUUGGGUCCUCUGCUGAAAGAAAUCCUCGCCAAAUACAAUGAAGAAUAGGUACAGUCAACCGCAUGCCAAGCCAACCUGUGUGUACGCUCCGUAUUUUCCUACGAGUCCUAACGUGUAAACAAUUUUCACAGUAGGUACUUAUUGUUGAUUAAAUCUAAUAUUCAAACUUAUUCUUCCUUACAUAUUUACAAUUUAGGUAACUACUAGGUAUGUUUUUACCCGAGCCUGGACGGAUCGCUAGUAUAUUCUAAAGUAAAUAAUUAUUAAUCACGAAAGUAAUUUCCUAAUCUAUACUUUAAUUAUAAAUACCUAGGUAAUCGUUUUUGAGUUUGUAUGUUUGAGGCGGGUAAUCUGCGAAACUAACGAACCGAUAUCAAAAAUUCGUAUAGGUUACAUUUUAUUUCAAAAUUCCCACGAGAGCGAAGCCCUAUAAUAAUACAUUUCAUGACGUUAAUAACAACGGAUUGUGAAUUUGAUGUUUGAGAUUGCCGCAAUAGCGGUGAAUUUUCAAAGAAUUUGAGUUGACUUCCGUGCGGUCGAUAUGAUUAAGAGUACUAACUCUUAAGAAUCUCUCUUGAUCCGAAAAAUAAAGCUGUCGUAAAAUUUA